CAUUUUUUUCUGGGUUACCUGCAGGAAACAGGGUGCCGCAGGACUUGCCAGCCGGGAAAUGAAGAGGAUAUUAUUUCUCCUGCUCACUGUGCAUGCUCUGGAAAGAGGCCGAGAAUAUGAGAAGGAUAAAGUCUGCAAGGAAUUAAACAAUUUUGGAAAAGAUGACUUCACAUCUUUAUCAAUGGUCCUCUACAGCAGAAAAUUUCCCAGUGGAACUUUUGAACAGAUCAGUCAUCUUGUGAAGGAAGUUGUCUCCCUGACAGAAGCCUGCUGUGCUGAAGGGGCUGACCCUGACUGCUAUGACAACAGGACGUCAGCAUUGUCUGCUAAGUCCUGUGAUAGUGACUCCCCAUUCCCAGUGCACCCAGGAACUGCUGAGUGCUGUACCCAAGAGGGCCUGGAAAGGAAACUCUGUAUGGCUGCCCUGAAGCACCAGCCACAGGAAUUUCCUACCUACGUAGAGCCAAGUAAUGAUGAAAUCUGUGAGGCAUUCAGGAAAGAUCCCAAGGAAUUUGCUAACCAAUUUAUGUAUGAAUAUUCCAUUAAUUAUGGACAAGCUCCUCUGCCACUAUUAGUCAGUUAUACCAAGAGUUAUCUCUCUAUGGUAGGGUCCUGCUGUACCUCAUCAAGCCCCACCGUAUGCUUUUUGAAAGAGAGGCUCCAGAUUAAACAUUUAUCGCUUCUCACCAUUAUGUCAAAUAGAAUCUGUUCACAAUAUGCUGCUUAUGAGAAGGAGAAAUCAAGGCUCAGCCAUCUCAUAAAAUUAGCCCAAAAAGCACCUACUGCUAAUCUGGAGGAUGUUUUGCCACUCGCUGAAGAUGUUACCACAAUCCUCUCCAAGUGCUGUGGGUCUACCUCUGAGGACUGCAUGGCCAAGGAGUUGCCUGAACACACAGUAAAAAUCUGUGACAACUUAUCCACAAAGAAUGAUAAGUUUAGGGACUGUUGUCAAGAAAGAACACCCAUGGACAUAUUUAUGUGUGUCUACUUCACGCCAGCUACUCAGCCGCCAGAGCUGCCAGAAGUUGCGUUGCCCACAAGUAAAGAUGUGUGUGGCAAGGGAAACACCAAAGCCAUGGACAGGUAUACAUUUGAACUAUCUAGGAGAACUGACGUCCCAGAAGUAUUUCUCAGUAAAAUACUUGAGCCAACCUUCAAAACCCUGGGAGAAUGCUGUGACUCUAAAGACCCUGCAGUCUGUUUUGAUGCUAAGGUUCCACAACUGAAGGAGGAACUAUCUUCUUUCAUUGACAAGGGACAUGAACUAUGUGCUGAUUAUUCAGAGAACACAUUUACUGAGUACAAGAAAAAGCUGACAGAACGAUUGAGAGCAAAACUGCCAGAUGCCCCAGACACGGAACUGGAAGAACUGGUUGAGAAGCGCUCAGAUUUUGCCUCUAAGUGCUGUUCCAUCAACUCCCCUCCUCUCUACUGUGAUGCUAAGAUUGAUGCUGAAAUGAAAAAUACCCUACAGGGCUGAUGAAUAUAUAUUAUCUUAGAUCUAGAGCUGGAACCUUCCUGGAAAUGCCAUCUGAAGCCUAACCUAGGCCAAACCAGGGCUCUCAGGGAGACAACUCGGUACUCACUAAUUUUCAUCAGCUCCAAUAUCUUUGUACAAUAAAUAUAAUUUGCUAUCAAAAUAAAUUGGAAUACAAUGCAAAUCAUAAA
Molecule: messenger RNA, 1668 nt
Organism: Myotis davidii
Lineage: Eukaryota; Metazoa; Chordata; Mammalia; Chiroptera; Vespertilionidae
Gene: GC
Product: group-specific component (vitamin D binding protein)
Exons: 13
Coding region: 59-1480 (473 amino acids)
Biological process (GO): vitamin transport
Cellular component (GO): cytoplasm; blood microparticle
Molecular function (GO): vitamin D binding; vitamin transmembrane transporter activity
Source: RefSeq, a predicted model, not a curated record